Messenger RNA from Humulus lupulus (European hop), 852 nucleotides. RefSeq lists its product as uncharacterized. Bases 1 to 852 code for a protein of 283 amino acids. The transcript has a single exon. Lineage: Eukaryota; Viridiplantae; Streptophyta; Magnoliopsida; Rosales; Cannabaceae. The record is from RefSeq and is a predicted model, not a curated record.
AUGCAAGGGGACUUCAAUGGUCUUAAAACACUUAUUUUGAAUGAGAAUAAAUCAGCUUUUUAUGUUCAUUGUUUUGGUCACCAACUUCAACGUGCUCUUGUAGUUGUCGCAAAGAAACAUAUUCUAGUUGCUUAUCUUUUUAGUGUGGUAACUAUGGUGAUAAAUGUUGUUGGGUAUUCUUCUAAGCGUUGUGAUAUUCUUAGAGAAAACCAAGAUGUUAUUAUUUCUGAAGCACUCAAGUGUGGUGAAAUUUCAAGUGGAAGAGGGCUAAAUCAAGAAACAAAUCUUAAACGUCCCGGUGAUACUUGUUGGGGUUCACAUUAUGCUACAUUGGUAAGCUUGAUUAACUUAUUCUCCCCUAUAACUAAUGUUCUUCAAAUAAUAGUAGGCGAUUGCCAAGCAAACUCUGAACAAAGGUUUGAAGCAAGUAAUUUAUUGUCUUUGAUGUUAACCUUUGAUUUUAUAUUCAGUCUACAUUUAAUGAAAGCAUUGUUGGGAAUAAAAAAUGAAUUGUCAAAAGAACUACACAGAAAAGAUCAAGAUAUUGCAAAUGCCAUGAAAUUAGUGGAAAGUUGCAAGAAAAGAUUACAAGCAAUGAGAGACAAUGAAUGGGAUUCCUUUCUUAAUCAAGUCUCAACCUUUUGUGCUAAAUAUAAUGUGGAUGUUCCUGAUAUGGAUGAUACAUUUGUUGCCCAAGGUCGAUCAAGGCGCAAAACUCAAGAAAUGACAAAUUUACAUCACUAUCGUGUGGAGUUCUUUUUUGUUAUUGAUAUCAAACUUCAAGAGCUAAAUGAAUGUUUCAAUGAGGUAAACACCGAAGUACUUCUUUGUGCCCUGGUGAUUCAUUUGUAG